AUGGUAAUGGCACUGAAAGGACACUUCUUGGGGCAGAUACCACAACCAAUGCAUAGGGACUCCGAGAUGAAGGCAAGCUUCGAAUCGGAUGCGACCUCAAUACAUAGCUUGCCACUGCGGACCACCGGGCACGACUUCUUGCAUUCUUGUCGACAUUUCUAG
This is a messenger RNA of Pseudomassariella vexata, 162 nucleotides long. RefSeq lists its product as uncharacterized. NCBI's taxonomy places the organism in Eukaryota, Fungi, Ascomycota, Sordariomycetes, Amphisphaeriales, Pseudomassariaceae. The coding region runs from base 1 to 162 and encodes 53 amino acids. The transcript has a single exon. The record is from RefSeq and is a predicted model, not a curated record.